Messenger RNA from Lentinula edodes (shiitake mushroom), 744 nucleotides. RefSeq lists its product as uncharacterized. The record is from RefSeq and is a predicted model, not a curated record. Bases 1 to 744 code for a protein of 247 amino acids. The transcript is spliced from 5 exons. Lineage: Eukaryota; Fungi; Basidiomycota; Agaricomycetes; Agaricales; Omphalotaceae.
AUGUCACUCAUAGUCCCCCCAUGGCUCAGGGCCAAAGUCCAGGCACUCUCUCUGUUCUUCUCAAAGGGAGUUACAGAUGCAAAGGAGGAUGAUCAAACCUUACAACCUUUUGCAAUAGCUAUAUAUACUGAACUCCAAGAAAGAGCAAAUAGUAAGACCUGGAGGAGAUUCCUGAAUCAACCAUGGACCACACCCACCUUCACAGAGCAACAGUGGCUUUUUAUAUGCCACCCACUGUUCCAUAUCAACCUCUUGCACCUACUAAAAGAUAAGAAACAUCAGCUCCUCAAUCUGGGAACAGAAAAGCACCAAUUAGCCCAAGUCCCUCCUAGUGCAGUUGAUAAAUCUUUUUGUCCUCUUACUCAUGGGGGUGGAUGGAGAAGUAUGGUGCAAAAAGCUAAUUCUGCCCUUGAAAAACACCAAGAACACCAGCCACAUGCAUCACACCAAUCCUCAGAUCCUUUCCUCCAAACUCUAGAUGAUCUGUUCAUGCUGUUUGAACAACGAGCAUAUUCCAAUGUUGCCAUCAACAUUAGCCUAGUGGUUGCUAAAGCACUAGGCCCCUGCAGACCAGACACACUUGUUAAUCUGGAGACAAAGUGGAUGAAAUUGAAGACUAGGAAGCUGAGGAGUCACAGACUGGAGACUCCGCUGAUGAUAUACCCCAAGAAAUGGAUGUCAUUAGGGACACAUGUUAAGAUCAUGUACACCAGAAAGCCAUGCCAAGGGCCAUUUGGUGUCUAA